Messenger RNA from Astrephomene gubernaculifera, 2765 nucleotides. NCBI's taxonomy places the organism in Eukaryota, Viridiplantae, Chlorophyta, Chlorophyceae, Chlamydomonadales, Astrephomenaceae. The record is from the annotation of a GenBank genome assembly.
CCUUUAGCGCUAUUAUAUAAUAUGGAAAUCCCUUGAUACGGAAAUUCGUUAUCUGUUCUCCUGAAGUUCCCGCGGAUUUAGGCUGCGACAGCAGCUCAUGCGGGUAUUCGUCAACAGUAUUUCGCCGCAGAGCCUUAAUCUGUGCCCACGCCUUCUAAGCACUUUGACUACGGCUAUCGCUUUUAGGCCUAUCACUCUCGCGCUUAGGCCGCCAGUUUGCGUCACCGCGGCUGCCAGACGUCGUGUCCAGCACCGCAGUUUAGACCUCUCAGCAACAACUCUGCCCCACUGCAAAAUGGAGGCUGAAGCUGCUGCAGCGACAGCGACACAACCGCCGUUGAACGGCGCCGAUGUCGCCUCCACAUCAGGGCGCGAAGUGCCUAUCCUUGACCGGGACUCCUUCAAGCAAAUUCUUAACGUGUUGGCGCUGCGGGUGCCCAACCGCAAGUGCUCCGAGCUCAUGAAGGCGUUUCGAGGGUACACGCUGGACCGUCCCAAACUGCGCUGCAUUGUUUCCGAUGGAUCCAGCUCCGAAACCAAGCUGCUGCUGCUGGAUGAGAAAGUCACCUCACUUGAAGUCCUUCCCCCGGAGCUGCAGGCGCGAGUGUCCUCCGAGGGGCUGGUCUGCCUGCCGCACUCCCUCACACUCGGCUACUCCAGCCUGCCAGCGGAUGCGGUGCUCAAGCGCCUGCUGCCCCCCGGUGUGGACGCGCCCAGCUCCUUCGAAACCAUCGGCCACAUUGCGCACCUCAACCUGCGGGAGGAGCAGCUGCCGUACAGGGCCCUCAUCGGCGCCGUACUGCUGGACAAGAACCCGCACCUAAGAACCAUCGUAAACAAGGUUGGCUCCAUCGAGAACGAGUUCCGGGUGUUUGCGAUGGAGGUGAUUGCGGGCGAGCAGCGGCUGGAGACGGAGGUGACGCAGCACGGGGCGCGCUUCCGACUGGACUUCUCACAGGUCUAUUGGAACUCCCGUCUGGAGAGCGAGCACUCGCGGCUUGUGGGGCAGCUGCGGGCGGGGCAGGUGCUGGUGGAUAUGAUGGCGGGCAUAGGGCCCUUCGCCAUUCCCGCGGCACAGAGGGGCGUGGAGGUGUAUGCCAACGACCUCAACCCCCGCUCCGCGCACUACCUCGCACUCAACGCGCGACUCAACCGCCUGGGCGCGGGGGCAGCAGCAGGGGCGGCAGCGAACCCUAGCACUGCCUCCCAACCCAAAUCCCAGCAGCAGCAGCAAGGGCAGCAGCAGCAGGGGCAGGGGCAAUCGCAGCAGCAGCAGCUUGCCGCCCCCUGCUCCGCCUCCUCCGCGCCGCUGCAUGUGUUCAACCUGGACGCGAGGGCCUUCCUGCGGCUGCUGUGCGACACGCCGGGGGGGCUGGCGGGGGAGCUGAGGAGGCAGCAGGAGGGGGGCCAGCAAGAGGGGCAGGCAGGGCAGCAGGGACAGGAGGGAACAGGGCUGCAGCAAGCGGAGGGGCAAGACCAGCUCGCGGAGACCCAGCGGGACCAGCAGCAGCAAGGACAACAGCAGGCGGAGGCUGCCGCAGAGGCAACGGCGUCAACAGCAGCGGCCAAUGGGGAACGAGGGGAGGAUGGGGCAUCAGCACCACCGCCCCCAGCAGCUGACAACACCACCACUGCCUCGCCCACCCCCUCGCAACACCCCGCCAAACGUCAAAAACGGGCCCAACAAAAGUCCGAAGCUGCGCCCACCUCCCUCGCCUCGCUCCCCCCGCCUCCCCCCGUCCCCGCCGGCUUCCUGCCUCCCCCCGGGGGGCUGCUAUUCGACCAUGUGGUCAUGAACCUGCCCGCCAGUGCGCUGGAGUUCCUGGAUGCGUUCUCGGGGGCGUUCGACCCGGCUGUGUGGGGGGAGCGGCAGCUGCCGACGGUGCACUGCUACUGCUUCAAACGAGGCGUGGAGAGCGAGGCGGACAUCCUGGCCAAGGCCGAGCGCUACCUGGGGGGGCCCCUGGAGCCCGGCAGCGUGUCAAUACACACCGUGCGUGACGUGGCGCCCAACAAGCUCAUGCUGUGCCUUAGCUUCCCCGUGCCGCGGGAGGUGGCGUUCAAGGGGCGGCGGUAGGUGGGAGGUGGAGAGGAAACAACUAACUGUCUGUGUGAUAAGGCGUCAUCGGUAGUGGGAAGGGGUUGUUGGACAUUCCGCAUUUUGCUGGAUUGUAUGGGAGGGGUCAGAGAUGGGCCAGAACCACAGGUUAGGGCAGGGCAAUGGGGAUAGGGUGAAGCAGUUUAUGGGAGGGGGAAGUGGAGGUGGCAGCAGCGGAGGCAGCAGCUGGACUGUGACAGCAACGUCACGGGGCGUGUGAAGGAGCUGGGAGGAGGCAAAAGAGGUUGGGUUUUGACUUGAGGACUUCCGUGACGCGUGCGGCAAGGUAUGUGUGUUAUGCAAACUGGCCGCGAGGCGGAACGUACUGUGAUUGCCGAUGUGUACAAGGUGUGUGUGUUAUGAAGACUGGCCGCGCGUAGGAGCGGUGCGGUGUGUGAAGGGUGGGGUGGCGAGUGAGGCGCUACUGGGUGUCGGACCCCAUGAGUGUAUAGUACGGAUGCGGCGCUUUCUUACAUGUUGCCGUACAGUGUAGUACGUGAUGGAGGAUAAAAGGGGGAGACGUGAGGCGCGCGCGCGUACCGGUAUUGGCAGUGUUAUUACAAGCGGUAUGCCUGUACGACAUGGCAUGGCAUGCAGUCAUCGUCGUCGGGAUGGUGGGCUUCCUGAUGACGAGCUCCCAACCUGCCGUUUCCCCAGUCGAAUAAAC